CUUCCGGCAAAGAAGUAAGGGAUUUCUUUAGUUUUUCUUAUUCUUUCUCAUUCGUGAUUAUUGUCAACAUUACCGAUUUGUGUUUGUUUUGUUUCCUUAUCUCUUUUUUUUAUUUUAUUUUAUUUGUUUGUUUGUUGGUUAUACAGUUCACCAGCGGAACGUGACGGUAUGCUCCCGAAUAAAUGGAUCCGGCUGGUCAGAGCAGCGUGAACGUUAGCGGGCUACGCGUGCGACACGAGCCAUAAUGACAUGUCACGUUAGGAAAAGUCAGUCGGCAAGACAACGAGCCAAAAAGAUGCGAUAAAGAAGGGGUAUAGAGAAAAGAGGAGAAAAUGAGGUUAGAUCAGGAGCAAAAGAGGAGGAGCUGUUGCAUCCCAAAAAGCCCGUUGCCAUAUCGACAGGAGGGAGGAGGUACCGACUUGACGUUCGUUUAUAUGUACACAUCUAGACUCUGUGCUGCGCUGGCUGUUCUUACAUAUACAGUGGGAAGAAAAGCCAGUGACAAGAGGAGAGAAUCCAUUGAAUUAUUCAGCCAGUCUGCUUUGGGUGGCUAUGCACAACACACAGCAGUGGAGUUUCUAUAUCUACAACACAAACAGUCAUGAGUUCAUCUCUUGUUGUGUCGUGGUUCCGGGAUAAUGGACAUUGCGGGAAUUGGUAUUAGUAGUCGCAGUCGACUGUGCCAUUGUGUUGAGUUGACUGGCAGACAAAUAUCCGCCAGUCGACAUGGCUGACUUCAGCAGAGCGGAAGGCGUGAGCGGCGCAGGAGUGCCUACAACAAAAACAACAACAACAUCAUCUUCUUCUUGUAUUUCAUCUUUGUCGCACCAUCACCUUUCGUCCUCUAACAGUAUUCCCUCGAGGUCCACGUCGCUAUUAUUACCGCCCGUGUCACAGUCACAAUCUCAACACACCCUUUCCGGUUCUCACCGCGGCUCGGUCAUGUCCGGAAGGCCUCCGCGGCUGCAGACGAGUGCCGGAGUCAAGUCGUCGGGUUCGACAGUGAACAAGCCGGCGACAGAAGUGAUUUCCGCACCCGUCCCGACGCUGGAUCCCGUUCAUCGGCAAAAGAUCAUGCAACUUCGCCUUCAAGCUGCCAAAGCAUCCAUGAAGAGACAGAGCAGUCUUCGACGAGAGAAUAUACAUCGACUCGCCUUCUGGCUCUUAAGGACAUCCCUGUGGCUGGCCGGCAUUUUCAGCUUGACUGUAUUAAUUAUUGCCUUUCCAUUGGCGGUCGAUCCGGCCUUGGAGUCCAUUUGGAGGACGUUUAGUACCAAACCAGUCAUCUGUCUCACGACUGACAUUCAAAUCCAUCAUUCGAGGAAUCCGGACGGAUCCGUCAAAGGCAACGAUGCUUGCACGUGGACCUCUUGUCGCCAAGGAUGUACAGGGGAAUUAUUUAGAUGCGUCCAACUCUUUGCCAAUAUCAGCCGAUUGCCUUGGGACGUAUUGGAAUCUGCCAAUACGAGCCAAUGGAUUCGAUUAGAUUCUUCUACGUCUCAAAUCGAAUUGGGACGGCGCCUGAAAAGGUCUACCAACUGGGCCGUUAGCUGGGCCACCCAAAAUAAGCAUCUUUUCAACAAGAGUGCCAGCGCCAAUCAAUCGAUCAAUCCGCUCUACGAAAUGCAGCGUGAACACUCACGACGUCAAUACGCCCAGUUGGUGGAGGAACUCAAAGGCCAGCAACUCGAUGAUGAGAGAAAUGAGACGACGACGUCGUCCUUGUUUGAGGCCGUUAAUGUCCGGCUCAUGGUCAACGUCCGCGGUUGCGGUUACACGGUCGACUGUGCCGAUUUCCAUCGCACCGCGGGCGUCAUCGGCUCUCUAAUACCCUGUCACCUGAGCAGCCGGGCCGACGUGACCCCCUUGGCGGUUAUGGAACACAAUCCCGAACAGGAUCGCAAUAUCAUUCUUUUCCUAUUCACCGUUCCUGCCUGCGUUUUCGGCUCGGCCGUCUUCCUCCUUUGCUGCAUUCAUUACCAGUGCUGUCGCCCUCAACUGGCCAAAAUGAUGGCCAGCCGCUCUUCCGCCGAAUAUUCAGUCGCACGACUGAUUAUCAACAGUGGCAUCCAAUUUCAUCCACCGGCGACGACGACGACGACCACCAACAAUGAGCAACCAUCCAAUAACAUCAAGUACUGGGCGGCACCGACGGAAGAGACUUGUGUUAGCCCAGAAGCGCCAUUGGCAGCCCAGCAACUGAAUCAUCAGCUCACAUAAUAAUAGCUCAUCUCCUAUUUAUAGUCCCGAAUUAAAAGCACCAUUAUUUAGGAUUGUGGAAACUGUUUUUGAUAUAAAUGAACUGCUGUGUAAUACUCGAAGAAAAAAUGUACAAAACUUACGCAUCUAA
Daphnia pulex (common water flea) is the source of this 2350-nucleotide messenger RNA. Its product is annotated as protein tipE-like. Gene Ontology annotation, molecular function: sodium channel regulator activity. Lineage: Eukaryota; Metazoa; Arthropoda; Branchiopoda; Diplostraca; Daphniidae. The record is from RefSeq and is a predicted model, not a curated record. The transcript has 5 exons. Gene Ontology annotation, biological process: regulation of sodium ion transport. The coding region runs from base 727 to 2220 and encodes 497 amino acids.